ACAGUUGGAUAGGAACUCAGAAAUCAUGUGACUGAUGACUAAGUUAAAUUUUUUCUACUUAUUAAAAAGGAAGAGUCUGAUGAUUAGUUACUGAUUGUCGUUGCAUUUUUAAAGUUUUGAAGAUACUGAAUCAUGUUCCCAUUUAUGCUUUUUUCCACCCUGUUUUCUUCCACAUUUACUGAACCUGGAGAGAAACUCUGGAUCUGCAACUCCUCUGACACAAGUGUUUGGUACUCCUACUGUGAUAACUUGAAAUUCCCUAUUUCAGUAAAUUCCGAGCCCUGUAUAACAUUGAAGGGAGGCCGUGGAAAUCUGUAUCUUUACUACAUUCCAAGAAGAGACUUAAAAAGCUUAUAUUUCAAUAUCUAUGUAUCUUUUAAGUCCGUGAAUUUCCCAGUGCGCAAAGAAGUUAUUUGCCGAGGAUCUGAUGAUGAUUAUUCUUUUUGCAGAGCUCUGAAGGGAGAGACUGUGAAUACAACAAUAUCAUUCUCCUUCAAGGGAAUACGAUUUUCUAAGGGACGAUACAAUUGUAUUACAGAAGCCAUCGCUGGGAACACUGAAGAAAGGCUCUUUUGCUUGAACUUUACCGUCAUACACCACCCUGAUUUCAGUUAGAAUAAAUCGAGUAUAUGUUUUUA
Molecule: messenger RNA, 638 nt
Organism: Balaenoptera acutorostrata (minke whale)
Lineage: Eukaryota; Metazoa; Chordata; Mammalia; Artiodactyla; Balaenopteridae
Gene: LY96
Product: lymphocyte antigen 96
Exons: 5
Coding region: 133-615 (160 amino acids)
Biological process (GO): toll-like receptor 4 signaling pathway; cellular response to lipopolysaccharide; detection of lipopolysaccharide
Cellular component (GO): lipopolysaccharide receptor complex
Molecular function (GO): Toll-like receptor 4 binding; lipopolysaccharide binding; lipopolysaccharide immune receptor activity
Source: RefSeq, a predicted model, not a curated record